This is a messenger RNA of Oikopleura dioica, 1929 nucleotides long. The record is from the annotation of a GenBank genome assembly. Lineage: Eukaryota; Metazoa; Chordata; Appendicularia; Copelata; Oikopleuridae.
AUGGAAAUGGGGGUGCUUGCUAACCCGGUUAACGGGACAAUGCCUCACAAUCCCGGAAUGCCUCAUACGCCAGGAAUAAACUACGUCAAUGGCAUGGCAUACCUCGAUCUCGGCACAGCCCCAGCAUCUGUUAUAUCUCGAUUUUCGGACUACCAACGCCAGUUCAACGCGUUAUCCCACUCUCUCAACGAGCUAUUAGCUCGCGACUCCCAGCUAAGACGUAAAUACCGCUUUAUUCAACCAGCAGACUCGCGGUGGCUUUUGCCAUUAAAUCAUUCUGAUGCUUCUGGAAUGAACAGUCAGUUGACCGAUGCUGUUCGUCGCUUGGAUAUGCUUGUUGUGAGGCAACGAUUGGAUUCAAGAGCAGCCGCGCUCGAAGAGCUCUUGCUUGGCGACCACAGUCGCACAGAAUCGCACAUGAACCCCCUGUCAGACCGGAUAAAGUUCCCGGAAGUCACCUCAGUCUCAUUAUCAGGCAUCGCCCUUCAACAGCAUUCCUCCUCUUACGACAAAAUGCGCUACACGAACGAGAAGAACGAUAGCGCUGGUCAACAAAUUCAAUUCCAAUCAAUGGACGAUCACCUUCAAGACAAAUACCGCCCCCAGCAAGAUGUACAAGACCAGCGGAUGACCCCUCAGCAUCACAGUCCGUACAGUCACUCGCCCAUACCAAACAGCCAGAUGACGAUCGAGCCUCAAAUCACACAGAAUGGCGCACCUCCACGUUCAAUGCAGAUUGGAUCAGAUGGCCAAAAAUCCCCAUCAAUGGUUGUGAAAGGACAAAAGAAGAAGUUCGCUUGUCAUAUCUGCGGAAAGGAGUACAAUACGAAGCAAUAUAUCAAGCAGCAUGUCCAAAGUGUACAUAAAGACCUCAAAGAUCAAACAGUCACUAUAAACAACAAAACUCAACUGACCCAAGUAACUCCACCCAGUGCGCCUAUCGCAUCAUCGGCACAGUUUAUGCAGAAGCUUCAUGUUUGUCACGCAGACGGAUGCGGCAUGAAGUUUCCCACCGCUUUGUUGCUGCAAAAGCAUCAGCGAAACGUGCACGGGCAACAACAGCCGACGCAACACAUGCUUAGUCCACAGCAAAAUAGUCACAACGGUCAUUCUGUCACCACUGUAAAACAUGAUUCGACUCAGCUGUCUCUGCAGAACGGGCAGAAUGCUGUUGUAGCAAUGGAUCCUUCGCCGAAAGCACUCGCCCCAUUCGUCCCAGAGGAACAACAAAACAUGGUCGAGUGCGAAGAAUGCGGAAAGCAUGUCAGAGAGACCUCCCUAGCCGCACAUAAGAAACGCCACGAGCUGGCGGCGAAGAGGCCUUUCAAAUGCGAAAUUUGCGGAAAGGGUUUCAUGCGAACUGUCACGCUACGAGACCACAUGAACACUCAUAAUGGGGUGAAACCUCACAAAUGCAAAGUUUGCGGACGUGGUUGGGCUUCAAGGCCUAAUAUGCUGAAGCAUGUUCGCGAGAAACAUCCCGAAGCGCGCAUCCCUCCGAAAUCUAUCAAUGGAAUGAACGAAACCAUUGAACAGCAGGCGCCGCCCGAAAGUGCUCUCGACAUAAAAACUGACUCCGCUCGCCUUAAUAUCAUGGAGUACUCAGACGGACCAGCCUCGCAAAUCAAUGAAAUCCGUACUCUUCCGUCCGCUCCUCCUUCUUAUACUAUCAACAAACCUGUGACAACGAUUCACAACUCUCCGAUUCAACUAUCAGAAAUGCCACAUUCGCGGGAUCCGCACACCAACCCUGGCGACAUCCAGUCUAUUCUUCAACGAAUGGGACCUCGAACAACGAGCCAGGGCCCCGUAAAUGGCAACUCGGUGUCAUACCUGAAUCGAACGUCAGACAUGACCAUGUCCCAAAUGGCCUCUCAAAGUCCUGUCUCAGUAUCUCAGUCUUUGUCACUGUCAAUUACUGAGCACUAG